GGAAAUAACUUCGCAAAACAUCUGUAUUAUCACAUAAUCAUAUUGUAAGUUCAAUUUGAUAUGUGUUGAUACCUAGUAUUAUACUCAAUUGACGGGGGUUGAUCACAUACUCCAUUUCAUAUUUGGCCACUACAGCCUCACGAAACCCAAACUUUCGAAUUUAAGCUAAGGCCUAAUCGCGCUGUCACAAAGCUUGAAGGUUGCCUGAGAGUGGCAGUGUUAAGGCUGUUCUACUUUGUACACAAUGAAUCAACCACUCAACCUGACAGCCCGAUCAGUGAUCACCCCAUGGAAGGGGAUAUAAAGAUGAUCACUUUGUCUGGGAAGUCAAUAUUCCCUUAAUAUUUAUUUCUCGAGCACAAAAAUCACCUAUCUAUACCAGUUUCGUCCACCAUGAAUUCAACUUCAAUUACAAAUGCGAUCAAGGAGGCAGUCCCGCGUAAUAGAGAUCUGUUAGCCAUUCUCUCCGAGACAGACCAUGCGCCGCCAGCCUUGGAGCAACAGAAGCGUUACAUCGAUGACCUCAAUAAUGAACUCUCCACUAUCCAGAAACGCAUUGUCGUGUUGGACGAACAACGAGCUAAAGAAUUUAAGGAACAUAAGAAAUAUCGCGACUCGGUCAUGAAGCGCUUUGCCUACCGCGUGGGCGGCAAGACAGAUAAAUUUCAAGCUAGGGCCAACAAGGAAGAGCAGGAAUACUUUGCUGUCUUGCAGAAAGAACGCCAAGCCAAGGAACAGGAGGAGAACAUAAGAGUAAUGCGCUCUAAAGCCUUGGAGGCACAGAGUGAUCUAGAGGCUGAAGUGGACCGCCACAGAGAGGCACAGGAACAACUUGACAGCCUUUAUGAUAGCAUCUUCCAAGGACCAACGCCAAAUUUCCCUGAGGAAGAUCGUUCUGAGCAGAACGCAGAGAGCGCAUUGAAUGCAUACCACAAUUCUCGCAUAGUAGUAGAAACAGAACUCCAAGUCGUGAAACUUCUAUCAGAAGCCAAAACACGGCUCAGCCAUGCUCUUGGCUACACAGAGGAGGCAUUAAGUUACAGCCGGAUGGAUAUGUUUGGCGGAGGGACAUUUUCGGAUUUCAUGGAGCGUAACGCACUAGACAAAGCCGAUAGCGAGGUUAACCAGAUGCGAUUACUCAUGCGACAGGCACAACGCAUGUCUCGACACGUACAGGAUCUUCCAGCUGUCAGGAUAGCGGGUGGAAGUCUAUUAGGAGAUGUUCUCUUCGACAAUAUUUUCAGUGACAUGGCCUUCCACGAAAAGAUCAAAGACUCUCGCGCGGCGUUAGAGCGAGCUCAAGGGUUUUUACUCAAUCAGCUAGCUCAAGCAAAAUCGAGACACGAAGAAGCUGAGCGCGAUAUGAAUAAUUAUGCGUCCGUAUUGGAGACCUCGAGAGAAGAGUUGCAAAAAGCAAGACAACGCAUCUUUGAUCGUGUAGCCGACAGCAAUACGGACGAACAGGCAAUCCCAGCGGACGAUCCACCACCAUAUUGAAAACUUCACAAUUUAUGCUUUUAAUAGAAACUCGAUCAAGUUUAAGCAGAUUUCAUAAGAUGGACCAAAGCUUCGAUGGAGUGAGUUAGGAUUUCGAUUAGUUAAUAGAACGCUGCAACGCUAACUCGAAUGAUGGAUCACAGCAGUAUGGCUGUCCGAGAUAAUUAUCUCCCCUUUACUGCUCAUAUGAUUA
Messenger RNA from Annulohypoxylon maeteangense, 1690 nucleotides. RefSeq lists its product as uncharacterized. The record is from RefSeq and is a predicted model, not a curated record. Lineage: Eukaryota; Fungi; Ascomycota; Sordariomycetes; Xylariales; Hypoxylaceae. The coding region runs from base 394 to 1497 and encodes 367 amino acids. The transcript has a single exon.